Messenger RNA from Aphanomyces astaci, 1199 nucleotides. RefSeq lists its product as hypothetical. Bases 12 to 800 code for a protein of 262 amino acids. The record is from RefSeq and is a predicted model, not a curated record. Lineage: Eukaryota; Oomycota; Saprolegniomycetes; Saprolegniales; Verrucalvaceae. The transcript is spliced from 10 exons.
AGCAAGUCCACAUGCAAGCCAGCCGUCCGCUGCAUCAACUCGUGGCCACGUCCCUCCGCUUUGAACAGCGCCGCUUCAUGGGUCGCGCGCCAACUAUCGCUGGCAAGAAGAGCGCGACCGAUGCGAAAAAAGCAAUUCUCAUUGGCAAGCUGGCCAAGGAACUCGUCGUGACGUCCAAAGCAACCCACGGCGACGUCAACAACAUUCGUCUCGCGUCCGUCGUGAUCAAGGCCAAGACUUUCAACAUGCCGCGCGACCGCAUUGAAGCCGCCAUCAAGCGCGGCGUGGACGGAAAGUCUGGCGCAGUCACGGAAACCAUCUUGUACGAAGCCACGGGACCUAGCGGCAGUGCGUUGAUGAUCGAAGCGUUGACGGACAACCGCAAGCGGACGGCGCCGGCCCUGCGUCAUAUCUUGGGCAAACAUGGCGGCGGGUUGGGUGCCAAUGGGUCGGUGGCAUGGAUGUUUGAGCGCAAGGGGUACCUCGAGGUCAAGCAACCUGACGACGAGGCGGUGACGUGGGACGAAGAUAGCAUGCUGAACAUUGCCAUUGAAGCAGGGGCAGAAGACAUGGAAUUCCGAGACGCUGUGGCCCAGAUCACAUGUGACAUGAACGACUUGGCCAUUGUGCGCAAUCAUUUGGUUACGCUGGGCUUGCAUCCCCAUGUAUGCUCGAUCAUUUACAACCCAAAGGAAUUUGUGGAUUUGCCCGAUGAUGCUGCCGAUGAGUUUGAAGCGCUGCUAGAUGCAUUGAGCGACAACGAAGACGUGAACGAUGUGUUUCACAACAUCAAUCAAUAACCCAUACGAAAAAUGAGAUAACGUCAUGCAUUCCAUGAAUGUUCUUCUGGCCAUUCAUUGUGAUGAUCUGUGACAAGUAGUUUUGCUACCGCCGCCCGGCAGGCACGACGCGGCCUAUGCGUGGCACUGCCUUCUUCGGGAUCAAGCCAUCCACCACGACGGCGCACUUGGCCGUCGGAUGGUCUCUGACGGGAGGCAGUAGCCUCGCAGGGACGGCGGCGGACGUCGUCUUCUUGCUGGUUUCGAGCGACUCGACGCGGUGCUGCAGCUUGGCGAUCGCGUCAGCAUACAGCGAUUCCAUUUCGCCCACCUAUACAUCGUUCAGGACCUACCUAGCUGUAGACCAUCAUCACGACCAGCAGCAGAAAACUACUGUGUGGUUGGACAACACACAAAACA